Messenger RNA from Lemur catta (Ring-tailed lemur), 1930 nucleotides. RefSeq names its product polycystin 2 like 2, transient receptor potential cation channel (gene PKD2L2). Gene Ontology annotation, cellular component: membrane. Gene Ontology annotation, biological process: detection of mechanical stimulus. The record is from RefSeq and is a predicted model, not a curated record. Gene Ontology annotation, molecular function: calcium ion binding; calcium channel activity. The coding region runs from base 50 to 1930 and encodes 626 amino acids. The transcript is spliced from 14 exons. Lineage: Eukaryota; Metazoa; Chordata; Mammalia; Primates; Lemuridae.
AGCGCCGCACGGCCGGGCGGACGAACCGGCGGAGUGGCCCGGGUCCGCCAUGGCUGAGGCGUCCAGGUGGCACCGAGGCGGGGCUUCGAAACAUACGCUGCAUUACAGAAAGGAAGUAGAAAUUAGAACCACACUUCAGGAGUUAUUACUCUACUUUAUUUUUUUAAUAAACCUAUGUAUAUUGACUUUUGGGAUGGUAAACCCACACAUGUAUUACUUAAACAAGGUUAUGUCAUCUCUAUUUUUGGACACUUCUGUGCCUGGUGAAGAAAGGACCAACUUUAAGUCUAUUCGCAGCAUAACUGAUUUUUGGAAGUUUAUGGAAGGACCCUUUUUGGAAGGUCUGUACUGGGACUCAUGGUACAAUAACCAGAAGCUAUAUAAUUUAAAAAAUAGCAGUCGCAUCUACUAUGAGAACAUACUUCUAGGAGUCCCCAGAGUCCGUCAACUAAAAGUCCGUAACAACACAUGCAAGGUCUACUCAUCCUUUCAGUCCUUGAUGAAUGAGUGUUAUGGCAAAUAUACUUCUGCAAAUGAAGACCUGUCUGAUUUUGGCCUUAAACAUGAUACUGAAUGGAAGUACUCUACUUCUAAUACCAACUCCCCUUGGCACUGGGGAUUUUUUGGUGUUUACCGAAAAGGGGGAUAUAUUUUUACUUUAUCAAAAUCAAAAUCUGAAACCAAAAACAAGUUCAUUGACCUUCGACUCAACAGUUGGAUCACAAGAGGGACCAGAGUUAUUUUUAUUGAUUUUUCCUUAUACAAUGCUAAUGUUAACCUGUUUUGUAUCAUCAGAUUGGUGGCAGAAUUUCCUGCAACUGGAGGAAUACUUACUUCAUGGCAGUUUUACUCUGUGAAGCUCCUCAGAUAUGUUAGCUACUAUGAUUAUUUUAUUGCUUCCUGUGAAAUCACAUUUUGUAUUUUUCUUUUUGUCUUCACAACACAAGAAGUCAAAAAAAUAAAAGAAUUUAAGUCUGCCUAUUUCAAAAGUAUUUGGAACUGGCUAGAAUUACUACUUUUGCUGUUGUGUUUUGUGGCUGUUGCCUUCAACACAUACUGUAAUAUACAAAUUUUUCUCUUACUUGGACAUCUGUUGAAAAGUACUGAAAAAUAUUCAGACUUCUAUUUUCUUGCAUACUGGCACAUUUACUACAACAAUAUAAUUGCUAUUACCAUCUUCUUUGCAUGGAUAAAGAUAUUCAAAUUCAUAAGCUUUAAUAAAACAAUGUCUCAGCUGUCAUCAACUUUGUCCCGCUGUAUCAAAGACAUAGUAGGAUUUGCCAUCAUGUUUUUCGUAAUAUUCUUUGCUUAUGCCCAGUUAGGAUUUCUUGUUUUUGGAUCACAGGUUGACGACUUUUCCACUUUUCAAAAUGCCAUAUUUGCACAAUUUCGAAUUGUUCUUGGAGAUUUUAAUUUUGCUGGUAUUCAGCAAGCCAAUCGGAUCUUGGGACCCAUUUACUUCAUCACUUUCAUCUUUUUUGUGUUCUUUGUACUGCUGAACAUGUUCUUGGCAAUAAUUAAUGAUACCUAUUCUGAAGUGAAAGCUGAUUAUUCAAUAGGCAGAAGGCCAGACUUUGAACUUGGUGAAAUGAUUAAAAAGAGUUAUACAAACGCUCUUGAGAAACUCAAACUGAAGAAAGCUCAAACAGAUGAAGACAAGAAAACAAGCAAAAGGAGAGAUUUGGCUGAACAAGCUAGAAGAGAAGGCUUUGAUGAAAAUGAGAUUCAAAGGGCAGAGAAGAUGAAAACAUGGAAAGAGAGGCUUGAGAAAAAGUAUUAUUCCACAGAAAUUCAAGAUGACUACCAGCCUGUCACUCAGCAAGAAUUUGGAGAACUCUUUUUAUAUGCUGUGGAGCUGGAGAAAGAAUUACACUACAUCAAUUCGAAACUAAACCGAGUAAUGAGAAAGCUCUCGGCUCUAGGACAAUGA